UCUCCAAUUAGAACCCUCACUAACCAAAAAAUAAAAUUGUAAAACCCCGGAUGUCUUUUCCAAUCUUGUCUUGAGGAAAAAGAAAAGAAAAGAAAAGAAAUUAAAUUAAACCUGAAGUACUUCUACUGAGGGCAACCAAUACUCCUCCAUUGCGUGCUUAGUGUGUGAAAUCGUAAUAACAAUUCGAGGAAGUUUUUGAUCGGGAAAUCUAACUAAACAUGUUUCGCAAUCAAUACGAUACGGAUGUGACGACAUGGUCGCCGGCGGGGAGGCUAUUUCAGGUGGAGUACGCGAUGGAAGCGGUCAAACAAGGUUCGGCGGCGAUAGGGCUGAGAUCGAAGACUCAUGUGGUUUUGGCUUCCGUUAACAAGGCCAAUUCCGAGCUAUCUUCUCACCAGAAGAAGAUCUUCAAGGUCGAUGACCACAUCGGAGUAGCUAUCGCCGGACUCACCGCCGACGGCCGCGUUCUCUCCCGUUACAUGCGGUCUGAGUGUAUCAAUUAUAGUUAUUCUUACGAGUCUAAGUUACCUGUCGGACGCCUCGUUGUCCAGCUUGCUGACAAGGCGCAGGUUUGCACGCAGCGCUCCUGGAAACGGCCUUAUGGUGUUGGUCUGCUGGUAGGCGGUUUAGAUGAAUCUGGAGCUCACCUUUAUUACAAUUGCCCUAGCGGUAAUUAUUUUGAAUACCAAGCAUUUGCAAUGGGGUCUCGAUCACAAGCAGCAAAGACAUACAUGGAGCGGAAGUUUGAGACUUUCACGGAGUCCUCACGAGAGAAUCUUAUCAAAGAUGCACUUUUUGCAUUGAGGGAGACCUUGCAAGGAGAAAAGCUGACAAGCUCCAUUUGCACGGUUGCUGUGGUAGGAGUAGACGAGUCAUUCCACAUAUUGGACAAGGAAACUGUACAAGCACUCAUCAAUGAAUUUGAGAUAGCAGGCGAAGAGGCUCCUGCUAAUGAGGCUGCUCCCCAGGAUCAAGGUGGUGAUGCUCAAGGGGGUGAUGCUCAAGCAGGUGCCGCUGAUCAGGGGCCUACUGAUCAGGGGGUGGCUCCAAUGGAUAUAUGAUGGUAUUUGGGAGGAUGAGAGUUACUCUUUGAUGAAUGAUGGGAUCUGCUCGAGCCGUAGACAAAAAAACAUGUUCUUGUUGGAUAUUUGAUUUUCAUUAUGCGGUCUUUUGGUGCUUCACUAAUGCAAACAUGUUAAACUUUCUUCUCUUAGACCCCAAGCUAAAUUAUUUUCCAGAAUGAGUUUCUGCUUUCUGGUUGGACAUUGCUGCAUUAUGUAUUGCCUUUUAAUAUGUCGUCCUCUAAAGGGAGAGGAGCUUUAGUUA
Molecule: messenger RNA, 1326 nt
Organism: Coffea eugenioides
Lineage: Eukaryota; Viridiplantae; Streptophyta; Magnoliopsida; Gentianales; Rubiaceae
Product: proteasome subunit alpha type-1-B
Exons: 2
Coding region: 219-1061 (280 amino acids)
Biological process (GO): ubiquitin-dependent protein catabolic process
Cellular component (GO): proteasome core complex; proteasome core complex, alpha-subunit complex
Source: RefSeq, a predicted model, not a curated record